Messenger RNA from Sardina pilchardus (European sardine), 1908 nucleotides. It is a transcript of the gene vdac1, whose product is annotated as voltage-dependent anion channel 1. Lineage: Eukaryota; Metazoa; Chordata; Actinopteri; Clupeiformes; Clupeidae. Gene Ontology annotation, biological process: monoatomic anion transmembrane transport. Gene Ontology annotation, cellular component: mitochondrial outer membrane. The record is from RefSeq and is a predicted model, not a curated record. The transcript is spliced from 9 exons. The coding region runs from base 104 to 955 and encodes 283 amino acids. Gene Ontology annotation, molecular function: voltage-gated monoatomic anion channel activity.
GACUGUGAGUAUGUGACGCAUCUCCUCCUACUCCUCCCUUUGUCCACUGUGCAGCAGAAUCUGGUUCAGGAGAGCUUCAUAAGGAGUUUACAAUUCAGAGAUCAUGGCUGUACCCCCAAUAUACGUCGACCUUGGCAAACCAGCCAGGGAUGUCUUCACCAAGGGUUACGGUUUUGGCCUGAUCAAGCUGGACUUGAAAACAAAGUCAGAAAAUGGAUUGGAAUUCACCAGCACAGGCUCUGCUAACACAGAGACCAGCAAAGUGGCGGGCACCCUGGAGACCAAGUACAAAUGGUCAGAGCACGGUCUGACCUUCACCGAGAAGUGGAAUACAGACAACACCCUGGGCACGGAGAUCACACUAGAGGACCAGCUGGCUAAAGGUCUGAAGUUGACAUUUGAUUCAUCUUUCUCGCCAAACACAGGCAAGAAGAGUGGAAAGAUCAAGACUGGCUAUAAGCGAGAGCACAUCAAUCUGGGCUGUGAUGUGGAUUAUGACAUCAAUGGCACGGCCGUUCACGGGGCAGCGGUCGUGGGCUACGAGGGAUGGUUGGCCGGCUAUCAGAUGACCUUCGAGGCGGGCAAGAACAGGGUCACCCAGAGCAACUUCGCUGUCGGUUACAAGACUGACGAGUUCCAGCUGCACACCAAUGUAAAUGAUGGCACUGAAUUUGGUGGGUCUAUUUACCAGAAGGUGAAUGAUCAGCUUGAGACAGCAGUCAAUCUGGCCUGGACUGCCGGGAAUAGCAACACACGCUUUGGCAUCGCUGCCAAGUAUCAGAUCGAUUCCGACGCCUCCUUCUCGGCCAAAGUGAACAAUUCUAGCCUUGUUGGUCUUGGAUACACCCAAACUCUUAAGCCAGGGAUCAAGCUUACCCUGUCGGCUCUUUUGGACGGAAAGAACAUCAACGCUGGCGGCCACAAGCUUGGUCUGGGUCUGGAGUUUGAGGCAUAGACGGCCAUCUCAAAGCUCUGAUUAUUUCGUUGAAUCUACCCUCACAACCUUGUGUUUCUCUAGAUGUGCUACGGAUGAGUUGAGGUGUUACAAUGUCAAAUCAUCCAACAGUUGAUUUCCUCACUGUUGGAUUUCAGAUGAUAGGUUAUACUGGACUUCAAGACCCAAGUUUAUGAAAAGGGAAACAUUGCAUAUUUAAGAACUUUAAAAGGUAGGCCUCACAAGAACAUUUAAGUAAAGUAGUUAUUGUAAUGUUUCAGAAUGAAAAUGCAUAUUUCUUUUGCUAUCAUCAUGUGAGUAAACAUUAACUUAUUGACCGUUAAGUACCAGAACAAUCUGGGCAAAUUAUUUCAGUCAGAUUUCAAACCACAAUUUCAGCUUUUCUGGGAGAAAACAUGUCCACAAGGUUGGACCGAUAUAGUUUGUCAAAGAGACACUGACCUUGGUUGAACAACAUUCCUUUACCACUAAAAUAUUCCUGGUCUGGGAAUAUUUAUAUUGACAAACAAAGCCUUCGAGAAAGAAGGAAGCAGUCUGUUUACAGAUACUACUGGAUGGGUUAGUUGUCCUCCACUUAUGCAGCAGCAGUAGGCCUAUGAGGCACUGAACCUUGGUGUUUGUCAGUCAGUGUUUUGUCUCACUCGUCUUUGUGAAUCGGAUGUGAACUGAUUUUCUUUUGUUAUUCUUAUACCUUAAUCAUGUUACCAAUAUUCUUGUGUACUUUAACCUGCCUGUCACACGGAAGGCAAGAUUCUUGCAACUCUGUUGUCCCUGAACAGUAAAGGAAGACACGUAUAUGCUAAACACUAGUCAAUCCCGAAUGCCAUUGGGCUGAAAUUAAUACAUUUGAAACGAAAAUGUAGUCUUCCAGUGUUGAAGUAGGAUCAGAACACUAUGUACUUGACAUUCUUGUUGCCCCCUAAAAUAAGUAAAGUAUUUGAACCUAAACUCUG